AUGAGACAUUUACUGGUAAGAGGUCCUCCCGAUGCUGUUUCCUCUGAUUUUUGCCUCGGUGGUGUGUUGUUCUGGAAACUGCUUCCAUCUCGAGGAAGUAUCUACAAAGGAUUUAGCGGAAACCAUCGAUACUGCACGGUAUGUGCAACGGGGUAUAAUGAUGAAGAGAACAGGAUGACGCAACAAAGAGAAUGUAUUGUUCAGAACUUUAAAACAGAAAUGCCAAACAAUGAAGCUAAGCCUUUCUGUAAGGAGGAUUCUACCGAUGGAAUAAUACCAGGUUGUGGUCCUUUACCAGCUAUAGACGGUUUGUUUUGGAACACAAGAUCCGGGAGAUCCAUUCAAAACAACAUGAGUACUGUGUACGAAGAGUAUUUCCCGCAAUGUCCUACAAGUAUACUGGAAAGUAAUUUCAGCAGUAUCCGGUGUGGGGAAAAUCUAACGUGGAACGUAAAUCCGACAGAUUUCCGAUGUCUUAAAGGUUGUGGUCCUUUACCAGGCAUAGACGGGUUGUUUUGGAAAAGAAAAUCCGGGAGACCUAUUCGAAACAACAUGAGCACCGUGUACGAAGAGUAUUUCCCGCAAUGUCCUCGGACAAGCAUACUGGAAAGUAAUUUCAGCAGUAUCCGGUGUGGGGAAAAUCUAACGUGGAACGUAAAUCCAACAGAAUUCCGAUGUCUUAAAGGUUGUGGUCCCUUACCAGUCAUAGACGGGUUGUUUUGGAAAACAAAAUCUGGGAGACCCAUUAGAAACAACUUGAGUACUGUGUACGAAGAGUAUUUCCCGGAAUGUCCUCAGACAAGUAUACUCGAAAGUAAUUUCAGCAGUAUCCGGUGUGGGGAAAAUCUAACGUGGAAUGUAAACCUUACAGAACUCCGAUGUCUUAAAGGUUGUGGGCCACUUCCAAAUCGUUUUGAGUGGAGGUUGGAGAAUGGAAGCAGGGCUGGAAAUGAAAGUUUGGCGGGAUAUAGGUACAUCGGCUUGUGCCGUCCAGAAUUCAAAACAUCAAUAAUGGCACACUGUGGCAGGGAAUCCAUCUGGCAUAAAGACCCAUCCCAAGUUACUUGUCCAUCAGAGAAAUGUGAUGAGUGGUACUGCAGUUUGGAAAUUCAAAUUGCAGAUAUAACGUGUGAACCUUAUAUAUCCACAUCUGAUACGGAGAGUUGUAAUGAGACUGCAUCUACAAACUCAGAUCUGUCUAGCAGUGAGGGAACUAACAGCGAGGGAAAUAGAACCCCCGUGGAACACUCGGAGAAUCCUUUCUGCAAGCAAGGGGAACUUGUUUACAUUGCAACGAAAGAGAUCAUGUUAAACUCAAACAGCCUUCAAAUAAGGCGUGAAGACCAAGCCCAAGCCCACUAUCGAGGAGUAGCUGUAUAUCCAUUCCUACACUGCAUAAAGGAAAUAGAAUCUUUGGACGCUGGUUUAUAUUACUGGACCACCACCGAAAGCUGGCCAAAGAGAAAUGUAUUUUUGUUGAGGGUGGAAGAUGAAAAUAUAAAGGUAUUUCAGACAUUAUGGACUGGGGUGAACCAAGAGGGAAUAUUGGAAUUUACUGUUCAGAGAGGGGAACUUGUUUACAUUGCAACGAAAGAGAUCAUGUUAAACUCAAACAGCCUUCAAAUAAGGCGUGAAGACCAAGCCCAAGCCCACUAUCGAGGAGUAGCUGUAUAUCCAUUCCUACACUGCAUAAAGGAAAUAGAACUUUCGGACGCUGGUUUAUAUUACUGGACCACCACCGAAAGCUGGCCAAAGAGAAAUGUAUUUUUGUUGAGGGUGGAAGAUCGGGGACAACCUGAUGGUCUUGAAUCCAUUAAAUCUAGUUUCCGCUGGAGUUGCAAUGUGCAACAGGACGUUUUUGAAUAUUUUUCUUCCAUUUCGAACAUGUGUUUGGCUUCCCCACCUUCAUCAUUAUCCACGACUAAAGAUGAACUAGAAUGUAAGCUGAAGAUAGAUGCAAUCUUCAGGGAUAUGGAAGAUCUCCGGAAACGUAUUUCAAGUGUGGAGUGGCACAGAAAAGGGAACCCUGAUAAUGGUCCAUCAAAUCUAAUUUUAAAUGAUUUAUGCAGGGCCCACCAGAACCUUUCUAUCGGCCAACUUGUAGCAAAUUUACCUCCAAAUUUAGAUCUACUGAACACCAUUUUAAGGUUUCAUAAUGAUUGUUAUUUUUGUAAUCGUCUUUUGUACGAAACCCAACAAACAGAACCAAAAGUAUUCUGCAGUGCGUGAAAAUAAAAUUAAAGGUGG
Molecule: messenger RNA, 2247 nt
Organism: Saccostrea echinata
Lineage: Eukaryota; Metazoa; Mollusca; Bivalvia; Ostreida; Ostreidae
Exons: 15
Coding region: 1-2229 (742 amino acids)
Source: RefSeq, a predicted model, not a curated record